AUGGCACCCGCUCCCGAACGGCUUCUACGGCUGUCGAUCGCACAUUUCAAAAAGCCUAAUGUCACCGAUGAAGAUUUUCACCGCUGGGCCACCGAAGAACACUGUGUUCGGGCAGCCGCGAUACAUGCUAAACAUGGCGUCCAAACCUUCGACAUGCUGUUCAGCCUGAAGCCCGCGCGGGAUCAGGUCCAGAAACUCAAUGAACGCCUGGGAGGAAAAUGGGUUGUCGACAACCACGACGUCGUCGUCGAGUUUUAUGUUCGAGAUAUAGAGGCCGUGGAGGGCAUCAUCAACGACCCCGACUUCCAGAAACUGCAGUCUGAAGAAGCUCCCUGGAUAGAUGCGGAGCGCGAUCCUAUCGGGGCAAGCCUGGGCUGGGUUGAGGUUUAUGUAGAGCAAGGCAAGGCUGUGAACGUCACGAAGGAUGACAAGCCUGCCUAUGAAAAGCUGGACUUAGGCGGAGAUGCCUGA
This is a messenger RNA of Truncatella angustata, 471 nucleotides long. RefSeq lists its product as uncharacterized. Lineage: Eukaryota; Fungi; Ascomycota; Sordariomycetes; Amphisphaeriales; Sporocadaceae. Gene Ontology annotation, molecular function: oxidoreductase activity. The transcript is spliced from 2 exons. The record is from RefSeq and is a predicted model, not a curated record. The coding region runs from base 1 to 471 and encodes 156 amino acids.